AGGAGUGCAAAGCUUCUAGCUGUAUUGAACACCGUUUUUCCUGCCUAACCAAACAAGCAAUAACGCACAACAACAUAGUACAACGCACAAUAACAUAGAACAACAUAGUAAUAAUGCAUUUCUUUUAAAAAUCCAGUAAAUCCUAGCAGAGCCCUCAUAACAAUCGAUCAGUCGGCGCUCCGGGCUUUUCCAUAAUGUAGCCUAAUGACGUCAGCACUUCUCUGCCUUUCUCAAUCGCUGGAUGGAGCUGUCUUUUUGUGCUAGUGCUGAGAGGCGCCUAGGCGCAGGAUCCGUCCCCACCAUCACAAACCUCUGUAUGUGUAGCGUGAUUUUGACGUUCAUCCUCUGAACCGUAACUGAGGAUUGAAAAAAUACUGAAAUAGCCUACUAACUGGACGUGGACGAUGAGAACCGUGGCUGAGAACUAACAGUGGGGUAGUCUACGGUGAUCUACUGCGUAAAUAUGUUACUCAAAACAUUACAUCACCGUCGACUGUUAUUGUAUGUUUUUCUGUUGUGUGGGGUGACUGAAGCUUUAACGCGGUCCUCGCAAUUGGGCCUGUCAGAUUUAAAAUCCCAAAUAUCAGGAGUGGAGGAGCUGCUGGAAGAAUUUCGCAAAAAGCUGCAACAGGAUCAGGCUUAUUCGAGGGACGAUGACGCAGGGGACGCGUGCCUUAGUGAUUUCACCGAGAUGGAGGAGCACAUCAUCCGGGCGAGGGACUCCAUCGAACAGGGCGCCACCUUCCUUUCUGCGCCGACCCGAGUGUACAGCUGGAAGGACUGCCUCCACGCCUGCUGCUUGGAGCCGCACUGCACCGUGGCGGUGAUGCAGGAGGACCUCAAGCAGUCGGACGAAAGCCUCGGCUGCUAUUUGUUCAACUGCACGUACAGGAAUAAAAACGUGUGCACAUUCUCAGCGCAGCAGGGGUUCAGCACGUAUAGCCGGGUUCAUAAUGUGACAGCGCAUCGGCCAGCAGCCGCCCCCAGCAAUAGUGCUUUGAUCAAGCAACUGAGCCCACGAAGGAGGCCUUUGGACGACCAGGCAGAAGAUGAAACAUCCGAACUUGACAUGGACGAGCCGCCUCGCACUGAUGCUGGCAAAGACGUGAUGGUCCAAUUACCCACCGACUGGGCUGUACUGGACGGGAGGGACAGUGUGGAUGACCACGGAGUCGCCCACUAUGAAUGGGCGCUGGUCAAGGGGAACCCCUCUGUAACAAUGAAGGUGACCCAUCCAGGUCUGCUGAAGAUCACUGACCUGCAGGUGGGAGUGUACGUGUUCCAGCUGACCACCACAGACACGGCGGGGCAGAGGAGCUCGGACAACGUCUCCGUCACCGUGAUGGCUCCCGAGCAUCAUGCUGAAGCAUGCGUCGGUUCGUGCUCCCACUACCAGUUCAUGUGCGACGACGGCUGCUGCAUCGACAUCAGCUACGCGUGCGACGGGAAACAGCAAUGUCCAGACCGCUCGGACGAAGACUUCUGCCAUAACUUUGAUGGAGGCAGGAAGACUGUCGGUCACGCUGACACGCCUCAGCAAGAUCAGCCGGAUGACCAGUCCGUGAUGCCAACCAGACCCAAGGCAGCCAUGGAGGAGGCUAGACCUUCAGUGGGUCAGAUUACCACCAGAAACAAGCCACCUCCUCCAGCUGCCCCUGAAAGCCACAAUCAACAGAAUGAACUUAUUCCAGAACAAUGUACACUGCCCCCUGUGGUUGGACCGUGCAGGGGCACAUUCCCACGUUGGUACUAUGACCCAAAUGCAGGGGAGUGCAAGCACUUCAUCUUUGGUGGCUGCAAAGGCAACCACAACAAUUUUCUGCAAGAUUCAGAUUGCAUCAAUGAAUGUAUACAAAGACCUGCUCCAGCCAAACCAGAGACCACGACAGCUCCUGCUCCUAGUCCACGUACAGAGAUGGUGGCCGUGUCUGAACUUAAACCGGAGAGUCUAUCUGUCUCAAAGCCUCACAGAGUUUUAGGAGGACACCCACCACCAGAGUCAGGGGCCAUUUUGCCACUGGUCCUGGGCAUCCUCAUCAGUGCCCUCCUGCUGCUCAUGGUGGGCUGUCGGCUGCGUCUCGUGCGACACAAGCUGAAGAAGGCCCGGCCGCUGACCACAGAGGAGUCGGAUUACCUCAUCAAUGGCAUGUACUUGUAGAAGCCCCAGCAGGACAAACAUCCCCAACAUGAGAAGAGAGAUGGAGAGAUAGAGAUGCAGUCUUUCUCUGAUCAAUUCCUAUUCUGUCCAUCUUCCUCCUGCCUCCCUAAUUGAAAUUGGGUACACACCCUGGCCGCUUUAUGUUUGAUACCGAGUUUUUUUUGUCGUUUCUUCAGUUUUAAGGGUCAAACUCAACCUUCUCUGCACAGAGAUUUAUCCUUAAACCUUGAAAAUGUGCUUUUGAGCUUCGAUUGUGUCUCAUUUCUUAUGGCUUUUGUGUGACUGUUAUUUAUCAUUUGCUUUUAAAAAAAAAAUCUAUAUAUUUCCCUUCACAUUUUCAUCUCUCUCUUUGGAUGGAAAUCUCCUAUUUGUGCCAUAAAACAAGUUAUUAUUCAGAGGACAUCCCUCCAUAUGCAACUACCUGUGACUUUGUUUUGUCCAGAAUAUUUUCACAAAUGGAAGACCAUAAGUUAAUGCAAGUCUGUAUCAUUAAUGACCUGUCUGGUCCAUGUCUGUGUGCUUCAGACAUGGCUAGUGUUUCUAGUAGUUACCUCAGAACAGUGAUGAUUAUCAUGAUUGAUAUUGAUUGACCGAUUGACUAUCAUGACUUCAGGAGAUGCUCUUCUUUACCUUUUGACUGUAGCUUUGUGUGAUUUCUAUCUCGUUAGAAUACCGCUUUGGCUGUUCUACAUCAAUUAGGUCAGUGUACAAACGGAAUGGCAUCUUCCAACACUGGACAUAAGAAAAUAUGUAUACAUUUCUGUGUCUUAUAAAUCUAUUAUAAAUACCUAUAUUGUAUAUGUGGGUGUGAGAUUUUGAGGGAUUGUGGAAAUAAACCAUAUGUGACAGGACACAAAAUGUAACACAAUGUGUUAUACAGUAUGACUCAAAUAUACCUUCAACAAUCCUUUGACUUGAUAUGAUAAACAUGA
Messenger RNA from Sardina pilchardus (European sardine), 3090 nucleotides. RefSeq names its product low density lipoprotein receptor-related protein 11 (gene lrp11). Bases 464 to 2158 code for a protein of 564 amino acids. The transcript has 9 exons. Gene Ontology annotation, molecular function: serine-type endopeptidase inhibitor activity; protein binding. The record is from RefSeq and is a predicted model, not a curated record. Lineage: Eukaryota; Metazoa; Chordata; Actinopteri; Clupeiformes; Clupeidae.